Zophobas morio is the source of this 1275-nucleotide messenger RNA. RefSeq lists its product as uncharacterized. Gene Ontology annotation, biological process: apoptotic DNA fragmentation. The transcript has a single exon. NCBI's taxonomy places the organism in Eukaryota, Metazoa, Arthropoda, Insecta, Coleoptera, Tenebrionidae. Gene Ontology annotation, molecular function: RNA endonuclease activity; metal ion binding; nucleic acid binding. The annotation marks the transcript as partial. The record is from RefSeq and is a predicted model, not a curated record. Gene Ontology annotation, cellular component: mitochondrial inner membrane; nucleus.
UAUGGUAUUUUAUUUCUAGCCUGCGCCAUUGAUAUUCCUGCGAAUGUUAAUAUUGAAUCACUCGUGGUUGAUGUAAAUUACAAUUUUUUCGUUCCUGUUCGUAUUGGUCACCGUACUGUUGAGUUAGCUCCUGGAACUCAGUUUUGGAUUGCAUGUCCUGGCGGUCAACUUACCGAUGGUCAAAUUAACUUACGCGCAGAUGGUGAAUUAAUGACAUGCCAAGGUGGGAGAGACAUUAUCACUGCGAAUGGACGACCCACCAACUACAACAAUAUUGCAUGCAAUCAUGUACCUAGAAUACCUCAAUUAACUGAGUCUUAUGUUAUUGGUAAAACCCUAUGCGAACGUGACAAUAUUGCUAUUACAGUAACUUACAAUGUAAACUAUACGUCGGUUGAUGUGAUUACCAUUUGUUUUGACGUUAACGCGCUGAAUCCGGUAUAUACGAGAGAACAAUUAACUCGUUGGGCGCGAGAAACUGUGAAUGCACAACCUCGUCCAAGGUUUAAAAAUUCCAUGAUUUACGGUGCAAUAAAUAUCAAUAACAUAUAUACGAACAUGGAUGCCAUUCUCACUAACUUAGGUGUUAACUUAAGUGGCAACACUUUCAGUAAAGGACAUCUUGCUCCAAGGGCCGAUUUUUUAUAUAAGUUUCAGAGAGAUGCAACAUUUUUUUACCCCAACGUAGCUCCCCAGAUCCUUGAGUUUAAUCGUGGAAAUUGGGAAAUACUGGAAAAUGCAAUUGCAGUUAUAACACAAACAGGGUUUUAUGGAGAUGCAACAGUUUUAACUGGAACAUUAAAUGUUCUUAAUGUAGCACAGAAUGGCACUGUGGCACCAUUAUAUUUAGUUCCAAAUACUCAUCAAAUACCUGUUCCAGAGUAUUUCUGGAAAUUUGUUUUCUAUCCUAAUGUGGGGGUGGCACAAGUGUUUUUUGGACUCAAUAAUCCCAUCCCAGACGCCGACCAGGGACAAAGGUUCGAGACACAAAUAUGUCCUAACGUGUUUCAAAACAUACAAGCGGACUGGCAGUUAGGGCAAAUAAAUAAUAACAAUCCGGUGAGAGGAAUUAUAUAUGCAUGCGACGUUGUCACCAUAAUUGACCCAUUAAUACGAGAGAUUACAACAAAUGUACUGAACGAAUUUGGUGUCACUGCUUCUCAACUAUCAACGAAAAAUUUAAACAGAAGAUAUGGAAACAAAAAUAUUCAAAGAAAACAAAAUUAUAGCGACAGGUUAAAUUCCCUUGCACAGAGUAUAUUCCUAAAAGUGUAA